CGGGGGCCGUGGACGUCCUCACGCUGCAGGAGAACAUCAUGAAUAUCACCUUCUGCAAGCUAGAGGACGAGAAGUGUCCGCACUGCCAGUCGGGCGUGGACCCGGUGCUGCUGAAGCUCAUCCGCCUGGCGCAGCUCACCAUCGAGUACCUGCUGCACUCGCAGGAAUUCCUCACGGCGCAGCUGCACACGCUGGAGGAGCGCCUGCGCCUGAGCCUGGCCGACUGCGAGCAGAGCAAGAAGCUGGUCGCCAAGCAGGCCGGGGAGAUCAGGCUGCUCAAGGAUGAGUGUAAACGCAGGAAAAAGAUGAUCUCCACCCAGCAGCUAAUGAUCGAGGCCAAAGCCAGCUAUUACCAGUGCCAUUUUUGUGACAAGGCUUUUAUGAACCAAGCUUUUCUACAAAGUCAUAUUCAGCGCCGCCAUCCUGAAGAUUCUCACCUUGAGUAUAAGAAAAAGGCUCAGACCGAUAAGCUCCAGGGUGAGAUCGACAUAUUGAAGGAGCAGCUGCAGCUCACCAAGUCCCAGCUGGAGGCAGCCCAGCAUGCCCAGGCAGUCAGACUCUCUAAGGAAUAUGAAAUGCAGAGAUCAAAAGAGGAAGAAUUUCUGAAGUUAUUUGAUAGAUGGAAAGAAGAAGAAAAGGAAAAGCUAGUUGGUGAAAUGGAAAAAGUCAAGGAGAUGUUUAUGAAGGAGUUUAAGGAGUUAACUACUAAGAAUUCAGCAUUAGAAUAUCAAUUGUUAGAAAUACAGAAGUCCAAUAUGCAGAUCAAGUCCAACAUAGGCACGUUGAAAGAUGCCCAUGAGUUUAAAGAAGACCGUCCUCAGCAUCCCCAGGAUUUCCAAAAUGUGAUGCAACUUCUUGAUAGUCAGGAAAGCAAGUGGACAGCUCGAGUUCAAGCCCUUCAUCAAGAACACAAGAAAGAAAAGGGCCGGCUCCUGUCACAUAUAGAGAAACUUCGGACCUCAAUGAUAGAUGAUCUAAAUGCAAGUAAUGUUUUCUACAAGAAGAGGAUAGAAGAGCUAGGGCAAAGACUCCAGGAACAGAAUGAGCUGAUUAUUACCCAGAGACGGCAGAUUAAGGAGUUUACCAGUAAACCAUUAAACAGUGUCAGUGAACCCAAAGGGAAUCCUUUAACCUGGCAAAGUUUUGAAUCUAAGCCAACUGCCCCAGCUGUACCUAGAAGAGAGAAUGAGCAGAAAUUAAAUAACAACAAGAUACAUUUAAGGAAAGCCUUGAAGAAUAAUCCUUCCCUCACUAAGGAAAUCAGAGCAAUUUUAGAGCAGAGUUUGGUGGAGAAACUGGAAACCUUGGGGAUUAAUGCAGAUAUACGAGGUAUCCCCAGCGAUCACUUGACUAGAGUGCUGAGAUUGGUGGAAUCGGCAAGACAGGAGAGAGAAAGACAAAUACCUAACUUUCAGCAAAUCCGAGAAGUUCUUGAACGUAAGGUCAGCUGUAAAACUGAGGAGAGAACGCUACUGUCUUCAGAUAAGUACAGUGUCUCUCAAAUGGAUUCCUUUUCAACUGGAGAAAUCCCCAAAGCGGUACAGCUUCCUCCAAAAAGCAGACAUUUGGUUAGACAAAGACCUGUUUUUACUGAUAGGACAUCUGUUCCAAAAAUUAGGAAAAAUAUCAUAGAAGAGCAUUUUCCCAGAAAGCCUCCAGCUGUGACGACUCCCCCCUUCAGUUCCGAGGAGGAGUUGGAUGAUGACCACCUCAUACAGGCAUAUACGUCCCCAGAAUUACUUCCUAUGCGGCCAUGGAGAAGCAACAAGAGUAGCUUUGGAAAGAACACUGCCAAGAGUGAUACUGACUGGACUGAGGGAAGUGAAAAUGAGGAUUCUGAUGCCUCUCCCAAGCCCACAGGAACUUCCAUUAAAACCCUAACUGAAAAAGUUGAAAAGACGGUUUCAAAUCCCAGAAAUGUUAAUAAACCGUUUGGUGGAAUUAAUGUUGCUGAAGCAUUCAUCAAAAAAGAAGUACAAGAAGAACUAAAGUGUGCAGAUGUGGAUGAUGAUGACUGGGACAUAUCAUCUUUAGAGGAAGAAAAAUCUUUGGGGAAAAGAACUGAGAAAGACCGGAAGGAACCUCCAGUCGUGAAGAACGAACCGAAUUCAACCCACGUUGCAAGUGCAUGGGGUGCAUCUAAUCCUAACGAGCCAAAGGGAGAAGGCCUUCAAGAAAAUGAAUCAAGCACAUUAAAAAGCAGCUUAGUAACUGUGACUGACUGGAGUGACUCCUCAGAUGUGUAACUAAAAUCCCGAGCGUCAGAAGGUUCUUUCAGAAGACAGCAGUAUUGCAGUCUCCCAGGAUUUCACUGGCCUGCCUACAGGACUAAGCUCAUGCCCUACAGUAUUUCUCCCACAAGAACAAGGAAGCCGAUUCAGAGAACACGACUCUCUUUAAUGGCAUCAAUACAGUACUGAAAAACAAACUGUCAGCAGUAUUUUGAAGCAGAUAAAGGUGUUUAAGUCUUCUGCUGCUCAAAAAUAACGUGUCACUGAAGUCAUAAAAAGUUCUUUCUUCAGAACGGUACUCUAGUGUUAAGUGUUUUCUUCAACUAAUUUUUAAGUGAAAUUUUUUUUUCAACUUGUAGCAGGUUUUGGUUUGGAAAUAUUAAAGCUUUUUUAAAAAUAUCUACUUUCUUAUAUAAGUUGCCACAUAUAAAAUUAUAAGUGUUGUAAAAUUCUGUUAGUAUCUUUACAAUUGAAUUAGCAGAAUCAGUGAAAGCUUGGGAGUAGACUGGUUAUUUUCAUAUAGAAGUUUACAAUUUUAACAGUAUAGCUAGGCCCGUUUUAAACACGUUUUCCUGAGGUACUGUCAUCAUAGGCAGCACUGAGCCACUGUUAAGCAUGUUGCUAUUAAAACGAUUAUUUUAAAACUUAAAAUCCUAUUUCAAGCAGAAUAAUCCUUACCGUGGAUAUUUUAUGAAUAAAACGUAGCCAUUUUAAAUGCCAGUUUAUCAGAAUAUGAGUAGAAAAGAUUGAGUCAUUACUGAAUUCGUAUGUGUAUGCAGUUUUUUUCUUUUUUAAACUUUUUUAAAUGCCCAAUCCAUAUUAUAAAAUACCUUAAAACUAAUUUAGCUAUGUUCUUGAACAAUGCCAUUGUCAAAGGUCAGAAAAUUCAUAUAAAAUGUUUUUGCAUUUUUAAACUUUGUGGUACUAUCUGUACUGUUUCCAAAAAAGUAACAUUUUAACUAAAAGUAACAUCUGUUGGGUUUUGGAUCUCUCUUUCUUUUGUGAACCUCUCAAGUAAAGCCCUCCAUUACAUCAUUUUGACUGCGGCUGAGUUAUUCGAGAUUCUGACAAAGGUGUCUGGAGAUUGAUGUCUGAGUGAAAUUUGUAUUUAUUAGGGGAAGUACCAAACAAGAAGCUUGCCUUGGCAUAUUUGUGCCAUAUAACAUCCCAACUAAUGUUAGAAUGAAUAUCUGUUUCUUCCUCUUCCAGAAUCUUGUUUAUUUGUAGCCUUUCCCUACCCUUUAAAAAACUGUUCUCGCUUCCCGUAGGGGCCAUUUUAUGCAAAUGUGCUCACUUUAUAUGUGUGUUUCUAAAAGCAUUCAUAAACACCAAAUCAGAUUGUCAUCGAGUAGGACAGACAAGCAAUGACACAUAUGCCUAAGAUGGCACAGGGGCCACUUGAUUCACUGAUUCACUCUUUCAAUCAUUUAUUC
Messenger RNA from Trichechus manatus latirostris (Florida manatee), 3664 nucleotides. RefSeq names its product DAZ interacting zinc finger protein 1 (gene DZIP1). The transcript has 17 exons. Gene Ontology annotation, biological process: cilium assembly. The coding region runs from base 39 to 2246 and encodes 735 amino acids. Gene Ontology annotation, cellular component: cytoplasm; ciliary basal body. The record is from RefSeq and is a predicted model, not a curated record. Lineage: Eukaryota; Metazoa; Chordata; Mammalia; Sirenia; Trichechidae.